This is a messenger RNA of Doryrhamphus excisus (bluestripe pipefish), 2285 nucleotides long. The record is from RefSeq and is a predicted model, not a curated record. NCBI's taxonomy places the organism in Eukaryota, Metazoa, Chordata, Actinopteri, Syngnathiformes, Syngnathidae.
UUGGGUGACGGCGGGAGAGGGAAAGACAAAAGAAGGAGAGAGGGUGCAGACGAGGCGGGCACGAGCGGAGGGGACUGGAGCAAAUGGCCACGGAGGAGACGGCGGGGGGAGCCAGGAAAGCCACCAAGAGCAAACUAUUUGAGUUCCUGGUCCAUGGAGUGCGUCCUGGCAUGCCGUCUGGGGCGAGGAUGCCCCACCAGGGAGCUCCCAUGGGCCCCCCCGGUCCGCCCUACGGAGGGAACCCGGCGGUGCGGCCCGGCCUGCCCUCCCCGGUGAUGGAGGCCAGUCGCAAGAGGCCCGCCCCCUCCCAGCAGGUCCAGCAGCAGCAGCAACAACAGCAGCAGCAGCAACAGCAGCAGGCCGUACAGAACCGGGCCAGAAAGAAGCCGCUUGGAUUCCCCGGAGCCAGCGAGAUGCCGACGAGGCCCAUGGACUUGCGAGAGCCCCAAUCAGAUCCCACGCUCGGAUCAAAUGCUAAGAGGAGGAAAAUGGCAGACAAGAUUCUUCCGCAAAGGAUCCGCGAGCUGGUCCCCGAGUCCCAGGCCUACAUGGACCUGCUGGCCUUCGAGCGCAAACUGGACCAGACCAUCAUGCGCAAGCGCGUGGACAUCCAGGAGGCGCUGAAGCGGCCCAUGAAGCAGAAGCGCAAACUGAGGCUGUACAUAUCCAACACCUUUAACCCGGCUCGGCCCGACGCCGACGACUCGGACGGGAGCAUCGCGUCGUGGGAGCUCCGAGUGGAGGGCAAGCUGCUGGAUGACCCAGGAAAACAGAAGAAGAAGUUCUCCUCGUUUUUUAAGAGCCUGGUCAUCGAGUUGGACAAAGACCUCUACGGUCCUGACAACCACCUGGUGGAGUGGCACCGCACGGCUACCACCCAGGAAACAGACGGCUUCCAGGUGAAGAGGCCCGGAGACGUGAGCGUGCGUUGUACGCUGCUACUGAUGCUGGACUACCAGCCCCCUCAGUUCAAGCUGGACCCCCGGCUGGCACGCCUGCUGGGCAUCCACACUCAGACCCGCUCGUGCAUCAUCCAAGCGCUGUGGCAGUACGUGAAGACCAACAAGCUGCAAGACUCCCACGACAAGGAGUACAUCAACUGUGACAAGUACUUCCAGCAGAUUUUUGACUGUCCCCGACUGAAGUUCUCAGAGAUCCCUCAGCGCCUCACCAACCUUCUGCUGCCCCCCGACCCCAUCGUCAUUAACCACGUCAUCAGCGUGGACCCCAACGACCAGAAGAAAACGGCCUGCUACGACAUUGACGUGGAGGUGGAAGACCCCCUGAAGAGCCAGAUGAGCAGCUUCCUGCUGUCCACCGCCAACCAGCAGGAAAUCGCCACGCUGGACAACAAGGUGAUAGCAGCACUUCCUGGUGGAAACGGGUGGGAAAACCACUUCAUGAACUUUAUUGAUGCAUUUCCUCCUUUUCAGAUCCACGAGACCAUCGAGUCUAUCAACCAGCUAAAGAUCCAAAGGGACUUCAUGCUCAGCUUCUCCCGAGACCCCAAAGGCUACAUCCAGGACUGGCUCAAGUCCCAGAGCAGAGACCUCAAGUUAAUGACAGACGUGGUGGGGAACCCCGAGGAGGAACGCAGAGCGGCCUUUUAUCAUGAGCCCUGGUCCCAGGAAGCUGUCAGCCGCUACUUCUACUGUAAGAUCCAGCAGAGGAGACAGGAGCUGGAGCAGGCCUUGGCAGUCCGCAACACCUAAACAGAGACCCUCUGCAGUCGUGUGCGUGUGUUUGGGUGCAUGUGUUUGAGGCCAAACAACUGGUACUGCAUCAUAUUAAGAGAUGUUUCUAAUAUUUUGCCACCCCAUUAUGUAGCUAAAUAAGGUCAUGGAUGUUAGAAACAGAUCUCCAUGUGAUUCAGUUAUUAACAUUAAAAAAAAAAACAAUCAUAGUAAUUAUAAUGUAACACAACAUGUUACAUUAAUACACAUUUGUUAGGGUCGUUGCAGUUCCACUUAAAUCCUAUAGGCGUCGGUAGUGCUCCUUUUAAACUGCUGCCGAUUGCCAAGACAAUAGAAGAAGACAUUUCUACCCGCUUCUACCUGGACUGGGAAUGCUAAAAACAUCGUUAACAACAAAAGGUUGGCUUCUUUUUAAUUCGUUAUUUUUACGUGACAUAUGUGUUUUAAAAAAAAAAGUGGAAUAAUGGGAUAUGCAGGCACACGUUUAUACGCAGAAAACACCGUUCCUAGCAUGUUUUUCGUCGACCUGGGCCGCCAUUUUGAGUGUUAAUACUUGUAUUCCGAGUAUUAAAAGGGAACAUACUAAAUAAA